Messenger RNA from Rosa rugosa (rugosa rose), 2415 nucleotides. RefSeq lists its product as uncharacterized. Bases 59 to 1903 code for a protein of 614 amino acids. The transcript is spliced from 8 exons. The record is from RefSeq and is a predicted model, not a curated record. NCBI's taxonomy places the organism in Eukaryota, Viridiplantae, Streptophyta, Magnoliopsida, Rosales, Rosaceae.
CCCCUACCUCACUCAACCUCGAAAACCCUAAAGCUCAGAAUUGCUCAAAGCUUCACCAAUGGCGUCCGUCCACUCUCUCUUCCUCCAUCCACCUCUCGUCUCCUUCACACGACCCAGUGGCUGCUCUCUCUACUCCAAACCCCGAAAUCCCCGUUUUACCCUCGCCUGCUCUUCUUCUUCUUCUUCUUCUUCUCGGAAAUCGGCUCCGGCCACCGAGCAGGAGGUCCUCCAGGCGAUUUCCGAGUCCUCCGAGAAGAGCCUGCCGUGCGUGAGAACGUACGAGAACGAAUUGGCGCGGCUGGGACUAGUCGGAGCCGUGGAUUUUCAGCAGGCUCUGACGGCGGCCGCCGCCGACGGAGGAGAGGCCGCCGACGAGCACAUUAGGGAGGGCGUGCCCGCUAUGGUUGUGGAGACUUUGUUCCCGGGUAACUCCGACCCGUACAGUACAAUCUCGACCCGGCUGUUUCUUCCUGCUAGAAAAGUUAAAGAAAAAGCUGGUAAAUUGAGAAGCUCCAUCACUGAAGAUAUGCUGUCAACCACUACUUCUAGAAACAUACUUUCUAUGACGUUUAGACAAGUAGUGUUAGAACUACUCUGGAGCUUUCAACUAGUUGUUUUCAGACCUGGAACUCAAAGGAAUAUGAAGGAUCUUGAGAACCCCAGAGAGCAGGUCCCUGGAUGUGUCACCCUUAGUUCAUCAGACGAACGGAUUUUAUCUGUGCUCGCAGAAGUUGUCUGCAUCUCUGCUCUUCAAAAUACAGAAAAACAAUUUCUUGAAGAUUACACGGGCAAAACACCAAGUAAUUUCCUUCAUUGGUUUCGAAAGCCUGGAAGGACUGUAUCAAAAGAUUCCUCAGUUGUCAUAUACAAAUUAUUUGAAGAUGAGAUAGUUGAAAAUGCCAAGAGUCUGCUCGAACAUUUUCAUUCCACAAAGAACAGUUUUAAGUCUGUAAAAGCAAAAUCAAAGUGGUGGACACCAUCUGCACUCUCUAAACUGGAAAAGAUUGGUGGUCUGGAAUUUAGUUCUUGGACUAGUGAGUAUGUUCCAGCUUACAAGCUACAAAUUGAUGCUAAUCGGCUUAAGGAUGUGAAAUUUGAAGGCUGGAGAAAAUGUGGAGAAAAUAGUUGGGAAGUUCUUUUGACACACUCCCAGAUGGUUGGAUUGGCUGAUAUAAUAGAUAUGUACUAUGAAGAUCUUUACACCCUGCCUGAUAAAGAACUAUCUUGUGGUGUCAUUGCAAGUUCCACCAACUUAUCUAAUAAAAAGACAGGCUCGUUCUUAUUAAAAUUGCUAUCUGUCUCCCUUGCAAGUGGAAUUCUUCUCGUUGCAAUCAGUGCUCUUGGUCAAUUUGGUUUACCUUAUCUACAUAAAGGUGGCAAGUACUUGAGAGAACACAGGUCUAUUCCAUCGUCUGAAGUUGAUAGUGCACUAAAUCAGUGUUCAGAUGCCGUGAAGUUGGAAGCAUUUUGCGAAUCAGUUGUUAAAAAGAUAAAAGAUUCUCUGGGUUGGCCUGGUGAGAUAACGUUGGAAACAAAUGUGGGUGCUUGGACUGGCAAAGUACCAGAUUAUUUGAGGAUGGCUGUUGGCGAAGACAUGCCAAUCUCUUCCCCUUUAGAUAAAAUUGAUGAAGACUUGAAAGCGUCGGCACAAGAUAUUGCUAGUUAUCAGGUGGUUCUGUCAGCAGAUGGAAAGAUAGUGGGAUUCCAACCUCUAAGCAGGGCUGCUGUUAACCAUUGGGCUGCCAAUCCCUUAUCGAAGGAGUUAUAUGGAGGAAGAAAGCUUUCUCCUGGGUUGAUGGAACCUGGUCUCAAGGUCCAGUGCCCAGAUGAGGUCGCUGUCAUAGAGUUGUUGAUGUCAGUAAAACCAGAUGCAUCAUUUGCGUUGGCCCGGCCAGUUCGAUAAUCAUUUGCCUGUUAAUUGCAUACGAGGAUGAGAAUGCACAUCUUGGUAAUGACAGUGCCACCAUUUAUUUGUGCAUAGGAGGAUGAGAAUGCACAUCUUGCUGAUGACAAUGAAAAGGAUAUGAUGAUAUUCACAAAUAGGAUAAGAAGCUGGUGCUGAGAUGUGUUGAGAGGAAUUGCUAAUUUCACUUUCAGUUGAGUCUCAACUUGAAAUCAAAUGGUUUGUUUUUGCUGGAAGAAAGUAAAGAGUGCCUUGUACAUAGGAAUUCAGUUAGAUGAGAUACUUCAUCACAUGAUUGAGAUCUGCAAAGUCCCCAAGUUUAGUAACUCUUCUCUUCCUUCAGCUGCAGAUAUGUGACAAAUUCUUUGCCUCCCAUCACCAAGUACUAGUUAAUCGCCUAAUUUGGGUCAAUGGUCAUAGUGAAAAUGACUCUUUAUUCCUUAAUUUGGUUUUGGCAAUCUGAUUGUAAUGAAUGCUUUUGAAAUAUCUAUUGCAACUCUGCCUUACCAUCA